Caenorhabditis elegans is the source of this 2429-nucleotide messenger RNA. RefSeq names its product Histidine ammonia-lyase (gene haly-1). Gene Ontology annotation, biological process: L-histidine catabolic process. Gene Ontology annotation, cellular component: cytoplasm. The record is from RefSeq and is marked reviewed. The transcript is spliced from 11 exons. Gene Ontology annotation, molecular function: ammonia-lyase activity; histidine ammonia-lyase activity; catalytic activity. Bases 274 to 2307 code for a protein of 677 amino acids. Lineage: Eukaryota; Metazoa; Nematoda; Chromadorea; Rhabditida; Rhabditidae.
UACUGUCACUGUAAGACGUCUUCGAUUUCAAUACUCACCUUCUUCCAAUUCUAACCAAUUUCUCGUUUAUUUUAUUGCUGGAUCUGAUUGCUAGAGCCAUGUGAUAACAACGCGCCGCCGACCCCUUCGGGACAGAACCCAUUCUGUUUUGAUGACCGUCGACAGCCGUAAAAAGGUGCAGUCACGAAGGAAGGUGAAGACGUGAUCAAACAGUUCCCGCCCAUCUUUACCUCAUUCGUGGUUUAGCAGACGUCUCUGAACACCUGCAAAGCGAUGCGUCUUCAAGUCCAAAUUGGUACCGAAUGCGUGGUUGUCCCAUGCAAACCUGAUGAUACUAUUCACGCUGUGGCCAAGAAGUCGGUCGAAAAACUUCGUCGUCUCCGUCCAAAGCUACCACUUGCUGAUGACUACUUCGAAGUACGUAGAACUGUUGGAAACUCGCUUUUGGACCCUGAAGAUUUGGUUUCCGACGUUCUGAAAGAUAGUGAUUUCAUCAUUGUCGCUGCAAGCGUUGAAGAAACAGAGGAUGCGAAGGAAGCUAAAAAGCAAGAAGAAAUUGACAAUGCUCGUGCUGAAAUUGAAAAGAUUGACAACCGGAGAAGAAAGGUUUCGUUUGCUGAUUCUUUAGCUCCGAUGGUGUUGGCCCCACCCACAAAACUGCUCAUUCUGGAUGGAAACAGUUUAUUGCCUGAAGAUCUUGUGAGAUGUGAAAAGGGAGAGUGUGCUAUUCAAUUGUCCAUGGAAUCGGAAGACCGUAUCAGAAAAGCAAGAACUUUCUUGGAAAAGAUUGCUUCGGAACAUAGAGCUGUUUACGGAGUGACCACUGGAUUUGGAACUUUUUCAAAUGUCACUAUCCCUCCAGAGAAAUUGAAGAAACUUCAACUCAAUUUGAUCCGUUCCCAUGCAACUGGUUAUGGAGAACCACUAGCUCCAAACCGUGCACGCAUGUUACUGGCUCUUCGUAUUAACAUUCUUGCAAAGGGACAUAGUGGUAUUUCUGUGGAGAAUAUCAAGAAAAUGAUUGCUGCUUUUAAUGCAUUCUGCGUUUCGUAUGUUCCACAACAGGGAACUGUAGGUUGCUCUGGCGAUUUGUGUCCACUUGCACAUUUGGCGCUCGGUCUCCUCGGAGAAGGAAAAAUGUGGAGCCCAACCACUGGUUGGCAACCGGCUGAUGUAGUUCUGAAAAAGAACAACCUUGAACCUCUUGAACUGGGACCUAAAGAAGGGUUGGCACUGAUUAAUGGAACACAAAUGGUGACAGCACUUGGAGCAUAUACCCUCGAAAGAGCCCAUAAUAUUGCUCGCCAAGCUGAUGUCAUCGCCGCCCUUUCACUCGAUGUUUUGAAAGGAACUACCAGGGCUUAUGAUCCAGAUAUUCACAGAAUCCGCCCUCAUCGUGGGCAAAAUCUUUCUGCUUUACGCUUACGCGCCCUUCUUCACUCAGAAGCUAACCCAUCUCAAAUUGCAGAAUCUCAUCGUAACUGCACCAAGGUUCAAGAUGCUUAUACGCUCCGGUGCGUCCCACAAGUACAUGGAGUUGUACACGAUACCAUUGAAUUUGUUCGUGAAAUCAUCACCACCGAGAUGAACUCUGCCACCGAUAACCCAUUAGUAUUUGCCGACAGAGAGGAAAUUAUCAGUGGUGGUAACUUCCACGGCGAGUAUCCAGCGAAGGCUCUUGAUUUCUUGGCGAUUGCCGUUGCCGAGCUUGCUCAGAUGAGCGAACGCCGUUUGGAACGUUUAGUGAACAAAGAGCUCAGUGGACUUCCAACUUUCUUGACUCCAGACGGUGGUCUAAACUCUGGCUUUAUGACUGUUCAACUUUGUGCUGCAAGUUUGGUUUCUGAAAACAAGGUACUAUGUCAUCCAUCUUCGGUCGAUAGCAUUCCAACCAGCUGCAACCAGGAGGAUCACGUAAGCAUGGGUGGAUUUGCAGCCCGAAAAGCACUUACCGUAGUUGAGCAUGUUGAAGCUGUUCUAGCCAUGGAAUUGCUAGCUGCAUGCCAGGGAAUUGAAUUCCUCAAACCGUUGAUUUCUACAGCUCCUCUUCACAAAAUUUACCAACUUGUUAGAUCUGUGGCACCACCGCUCAACGAAGAUCGCUAUAUGAAACCUGAGAUCGAUGCUGUGCUUGAAAUGAUCCGAGAAAAUCGUAUCUGGGAAGCAGUUCUUCCACAUUUGGAAACUUUGGAGGCUAUGGAGGAGCUUGACCCAGAUGCCCUCCGUCAAUUCACAAAGACACCAACUGGAAUUGUUCAGGAUCGUUCAAUGAUCCCAAUUUCCGAUGAUGAGGAAAGCAUUGAAUAAUAAACAACCAGUAUUCAAAUUUCAUUCAUUAUAUUUUAUAUACCGUAUUUUUUCACCAAAUCAAUUGAAUCAUCAUAAUCACAGACAUAAAUCAAUUACUCCGCAAAAGAAAAUACUUAUUA